AUGGUCUGGAUCCCCGGCCUCACCAGCAACGCGGUCCUCCCGCCGCGGAUCCAACACCUACUGAACCUCGGCGGCACGUUACUGGUGUGCACGCUCGGCAUGGUGGCGAGGUUCGUGGGCCUGGGCCCCACGUGGCCCGACCAGUCGGUGGUAAAAUUAGAAAAAUACGAGCGGCACCGGGGCAAGCGCAUUUUGCACGUCCUGCUCAUCGUCAAAGCAAGAAUAAUCGUGCUCGGUCUACUGUACGUAGUAGUACCACGGUGGCUCCCCGACUACCUUUUGAGAAAGGUGUGGUGGUGGGCCGGGUUCUGGCUUACAGCGACGACGUGGGGUCUGCAAGUCGGCGCCCUCGUCUCAGUGAUAGCUUAUUACGGCUGGAGGCACCGCUGCAGGAUCAUCGGCUCAUAUAUAGCGCCCUACUUCGUCGGAUUGGAGCUGGGAAUGACGGCCAUCGACCUUGACAUAGAAUGGGACCCCUUGUUUCGACAGUCGUGUAUCGCUCUUUACAGAAACGAGUGCGAGAGUCGGUCCGCGGCGUUGCGGGAGAUCCGACGGCGACUGAAGCGCUGCAACAACCUGCCCGUGUCUCGCAUAUACAUUUCCAUCGAGCGAUUAGUUGUGUUCACGCCCAACAAGGAGCGGCCUCGGGAGGAGCGCUUCCUACUAGCGAGGAGGGUCCACGCCACGCUCAUCAACGAGUGGCAUGCUGCCGCGUGGAGAUCAAAUUUCCGGAUUGCGCCCGCUCGAUGGCGUAGAGUGUUCUCACGGGUCGGCCUCCGCGCAGGUACCCGGAGAAGGCGAGGAGGAAGUCCCACCUCCAGCAGGCGCGCGACAAGGUGGCUGGCGGCGCGCGCAAGGUCAAGGAGAGCAUCCACAAGGUCGCCUACUCCCGUCACGAGACUAAGGAAAGACCGCACAUACAUAGGAUCGGUUCGACGCGAUUGACCCUUGCUUCGAAGAAGGAGGCUCGAAAAGCUGAGAAGGAGGUACGAGACAACGCCGCGGAGCCCCCUCCUGCGGAGAAAGGUGAUCGAUGGAUGACCAUCAAGGUCGCUCUACACGAUGUUGUGAUAAAUCUAGUAGGAUACGACUUCCACUUCAGUCACACGAACCUGAUGAAGCUGAUCGAAGCGUUAGUUGGUGAUGAAGAGUACCCCGAGGAUUAUGAUGAGGAGGAGGAGGGUUUUAUAGUGUUCGAGAAGGCUAAGGUAGAAGAUCUAAAAGUGAACCUGUACGGCGUGAGCCACCGCCAUACACUCUACGAUGGUUUGGUGGAAAAGAUGAGCCACCACGCUGAAGAACAACCUAAGAACAUUGAGCUACCCGAUACUUACGAGUUUGAGUACGAGUAUCGACCAGUAGUACCUUUGACACUAAAGGACGUGACCGUGGCGUCGCAGGUGUUCCAGUCGAAGCGUAGAUUGGCCUUGUUCCUGCACCGAGUGGUUUUCAAGGCCCUGUCGUCGACGGCGCUCGAUGGGCUGGAUCUGGCGGUAGGUGGCGCUUCUACAGCUGUCGAAAAAGUGCUCAAAACAACUCUAGGAGGUGUAGAUAGGCAAGCGUCGAAGUUAGGCGGUCCCUUCAAGGACGUCGUGCAAGGGAGCACGGGUGCCGCUUUGAAUACGUCGGUAGGCGCCUUGGAAGCCACAAAAUCAGUUGUAGAUGGUGUCACGCAUGGUGCUAAAACAAUAACCUCGGGCGUCGUCAACGGCGUGACGCGGGGGAAGGCCUCGGACGUCGCCAAAGGUUUGGGCGACGGCACGGGCGACGUCAUCGAUGGAGUUGACGAGGGGACGCGGACGGCUAUCAGUGGUGUCGCGGAUGGGACCGGGGCGGUCGUCCACGGCGUCGGCGCGGCGUUGCGGUACGUGCCAAUUGUGGGCAAGUCUGUCGGUGGGAUCGUCGACGCGACCGGCCAUGUGGUCACGGGAACCCUGGGCGUCGCGGGCGGUGUGGUCGGUGGGGUUUUGGGUGGCGUCGGGGCCGCGGGGCGCGGCUUGGCGAGAGGUGAUGCUAAAGGUGCCGCGAAAGGAGCAUUCAAAGAGGUCAAGGGGGGCCUGGGUGCCGCGGGUGAUGCUGUGAAACAGGCUGGUAAAGACGCGUCGUCGUCGUUGGGCCGGGGCCUGCGCGACACGAUGCAUGAUGGUGUCAAAGCCGCAAAAAUUUUGUCGUCUACGGAGGGCCAGAGGCGAGCUUUGGGCAUCGCGGCGCCGCGCGAAGCGCAGCCCGUCGGCGACCUCGACGACACCGCGGGCGGCGACGAGCCGCUGCCCGCCGCGAUCACGCCCGAGGCCGGGCCCGGCACCGUAGCGAAAGGCGCGGGGCCUUCGUCGCAAAAAAAGAGCGGCGCGCGGUCCAUUCGCAAAGCGGUCGCGAAAGCAACCGGCAUGCAUGGAACCUUCUCAGGGAAACCAAAGGCGGACCCCGUGCCGCGGCGGCUCUUUCCGGAGGUCGACGACGACUCGGACGACGGGCCGCCGCUGCGCGUGCCGCCCGAGGUGGCCGCCGCGCCGGCUCCUGCUCCGCCCGUCGAGGAGAUCGACGACUGGUAGCGGCCCGUGGCGAUUAAAUUAACAGUAUUCACUCUC
Pelagomonas calceolata is the source of this 2588-nucleotide messenger RNA. The record is from the annotation of a GenBank genome assembly. NCBI's taxonomy places the organism in Eukaryota, Pelagophyceae, Pelagomonadales, Pelagomonadaceae.